UUGAACUGUGAAAAUUGUGUGUUACCAUAUCUUGUAGCCAUUCAAGAUGACAGACUUUUGGCAAGUUUUUGGGAAAGUUGGCAAGAAACCGGCACCUUUCUUAAGUCUUACUCAAUUUUUUUUAUUAUUUUCAAUCACAAGAAAGAUUUUUCUGCGAUGGUAAUUGAGAGCAUUUGCUCUUUUUUAUAGCUUUAAAAGAACAUCCCUUUUCAACUGGAAAGCAAUGUCUUCUGGGAAACAGAAAACUUUGGAUGAUUUUGGAAAGCCACCAAAAAAGCAGAAAACAGAGGAAGCAGGACAAAAUGAUCAAGACUUUAUUAAAGAAAUCAAGCAGUCAAGAUUAACAUGUGCUGCUUCUAUUAAGGAUUUUAAAUUUAAUAAAAAGAGAGUCAGAGUCCUUUCAAAGACAAAGGAUAUUUCUGAGAAUGCUGAAUCUAUUGUGUAUUGGAUGUCAAGAGAUCAGCGUGUCCAAGAUAAUUGGGCUUUUCUUUAUGCUCAGCGUUUAGCCUUAAAGCUGGAUUUACCUUUAUGUGUUUGUUUCUGCUUAGUCCCAAAAUUUUUAGAGGCAACUAUACGUCACUAUCGCUUCAUGUUAAAAGGACUUAAAGAAGUUGCUGAUGAGUGUGAAUCUUUAAACAUUCAUUUUCAUUUGCUUCUUGGGGAGGCUAAAACAGUUUUACCUGCAUUUGUGAAAGAAAACAAAGUUGGUGGAAUUGUAACAGAUUUUAGUCCCUUGCGAGUUCCUAGGAAAUGGAUAUCGGAUGUUUUAACUAAGCUGCCAGAUGAUGUAUCUCUAUGUCAGGUUGAUGCUCAUAAUAUUGUUCCUUGUUGGAUUGCUUCAGAUAAACAAGAAUAUGGAGCUAGAACAAUAAGAAGGAAAAUUCAUGAUAAACUCAAGGAGUUUCUUACUGAAUUCCCCCCUGUUAUUAAACAAAAAGAGAUUGCUAACUGCAAAUUACAGGAUAUAGAAUGGGAAAAAAUUGAAAAUACCCUGGAAGUGAAUAUGGAUGUACAAGAAGUAGCUUGGGCCAAGCCAGGCACUGCUGCAGGGUUGUUGAAAGUAUCUGAAUUUUGCAAUAAGAGGCUGAGAGGAUUCAAUGACCUUCGGAAUGAUCCCACAAAAGAUAACUUGAGCAAUUUAUCACCGUGGUUUCACUUUGGGCAAAUCUCAAUUCAACGAACAAUAUUAACAGUUCUAAAAUUUAAAAGUAAAUGUGGCGCAUCAGUUGAUGCAUUUGUUGAAGAAGCUGUGAUACGAAGGGAACUUGCAGAUAACUUUUGUUAUUACAAUAAAAAUUAUGACAAAGUUGAAGGUGCAUAUGAUUGGGCUAAGAAAACAUUAAAGGAUCACAACAAAGAUAAACGGGAAUAUAUAUAUACUAAAGAGCAAUUUGAAAAUGCCAAAACACAUGAUCUGCUUUGGAAUGCUGCUCAACGUCAAAUGACAAGAGAAGGAAAGAUGCAUGGCUUUUUACGUAUGUAUUGGGCAAAGAAAAUACUGGAAUGGACGACUAGUCCUGAAGAAGCAUUGGAAAUUGCAAUUUAUCUGAAUGAUAAAUAUGAAUUGGAUGGACGAGAUCCUAAUGGUUAUGUUGGCUGUAUGUGGUCUAUAUGUGGCAUCCAUGAUCAAGGUUGGGCAGAACGAGCUGUUUUUGGAAAAAUUCGCUAUAUGAACUACAAAGGAUGCUGCAGGAAAUUUGAUGUGAAUGAAUUUAUAAGAAGGUAUAGAGAAAAGUGAAUUUUUCACUUCUGUGCUUUAUCAUGUUUCAUUGUAUGAUAUUUAUCAGCUUUUAACUAAGAUGUUAGCACUUGAAAUUCGAUAUGUAAACUACAAAAGAUGUAAAAAAUUUAUUGUAAAUUAUAUCAAAAGUUGUAGAGAAAAGUGAAUUUUAAAUUUUUAAAUGUUUUAUCAUGUUUCAUUGUAUGAUAUUCACCAGCUUUUAAUACAGAUCUAAGCACCUGAAAUUCAUUCUGCAUGUUACAGAAAAUUUGAUGCAAAUUUUAUGAAAAGUUAUAGAGAAAAGUGAAUUUUAAACUUUUAAAUGUAUUUUAUCAUAUUUCAUUGUAUGAUAUUUAUCAGCUUUAAUAAAGAUAUUAGCACUUAAAAUGAAACAUUUUGUUUUCUAAAAAUAAUAUAUUAAAUGGUAAAGGUAAAUUAGAAAUUACUGUUUUAACAAUACUAAAUAUAUUGAUAUGAAAUCAUCUCUAUUAUGCCAUAUUAGCUGCUACAGAAAUGAUGUACACAGUUUUGGGGUGUAUUUCCUUUCAUCAAUAUAAACUAUUUAAUAAUAAAAGAGAAUAUGUGUGUUAACUUUUUACAGGACAGACCACUAGAAAACGAGUAACAAAAUUCAGCUCAUAUAUGCUUUGAAUGAUGGGAAUAUGUCCUUCAGAGAUAUUUAUUUUAAUUGAUUAAAAAUUGAGUGAACUUGCAGCACUUUUUGUUGAUAAAUUCUGAAAAUAUAACAAAAAAAUCUUUAUAGCAUAUGAAAAUUCAAAAAAAAUUUCUAUGAUGCCUAUAUAAUUAGUAUACUACUAUAUCCAAUUUUUUUCUGUAUUUCGGAUAGUUAAAAAAGAUUCUUAGAUGAAAAUUACAGCAAAACAUUUUAUUGUUAUGAAAUUCAAUUGGUUUUCAUUGUAUUUAUAAACAUAUUAUAUACAGUGUUAUAAAUUUAUCAACAAUUAUUAUUGUUGAUUACUUAGGCAUUGAGAUUAUUUU
Messenger RNA from Argiope bruennichi, 2719 nucleotides. Its product is annotated as deoxyribodipyrimidine photo-lyase-like. Gene Ontology annotation, biological process: photoreactive repair. NCBI's taxonomy places the organism in Eukaryota, Metazoa, Arthropoda, Arachnida, Araneae, Araneidae. Gene Ontology annotation, molecular function: deoxyribodipyrimidine photo-lyase activity. The record is from RefSeq and is a predicted model, not a curated record. The transcript is spliced from 10 exons. The coding region runs from base 224 to 1738 and encodes 504 amino acids.